Messenger RNA from Macaca mulatta (Rhesus monkey), 3682 nucleotides. RefSeq names its product SIM bHLH transcription factor 1 (gene SIM1). Gene Ontology annotation, biological process: regulation of transcription by RNA polymerase II. The record is from RefSeq and is a predicted model, not a curated record. Gene Ontology annotation, molecular function: DNA-binding transcription factor activity, RNA polymerase II-specific; protein dimerization activity; RNA polymerase II transcription regulatory region sequence-specific DNA binding. NCBI's taxonomy places the organism in Eukaryota, Metazoa, Chordata, Mammalia, Primates, Cercopithecidae.
CUGGCCAGGCCAGGCCAAUGGGAGGCUAGAAGGGUUUUGAGUGGCAUUGAGGGAGGGCGGGAGAGAGGCGGCCCGGGAGUGAAGUUGAAGCUAAACCCUUAAGCUAUAAAGAAGUUACGGGGGACAGUUUUCGGCUUCCAAUUAGGAAUAAUAGUGAACUGGCUUCGUAGCAACUACGGAGGACCAGGAUUCUAAAAUCACCUCACUCUUCCCAAAGCUUGCAUCCUCCUUUUUCUGCCACGCACCGCUCCUCCAAUUCAUGAUCCAGAAAAGGGAGCCGGGAAUGCUCUGCUCCUCUCUGCCGGUGGGAAGCGGAGAGGCCGGCAGAGCCGCUGGGUUGGACGGUAGGCAUGAGUACAAUUAAGAGAUGGGCGCCCCCGAACCCUCUGCCGCCUGUGGGGACUGAAGGGCCUUGAAAGAGUUGUCUGGAGUUCCUGCUCUUCCCAAAGGGGCUCGGAGAUACCUUAAAUGCCGCGAGACUGAAGAACAAACGUCGGGGAUUAUUAUGUCGAUUUUCCGAGGACCAGCGUUCGCAGCUCGGAGUAAAAGAAAAGGCUGGCUCCUCAGGGGUCCCACCGGCAUUUGAUACCCCGAGGACCCCCAGGAUUGCCCAAAUUCCGUGGAUCAGCAACUUUCCUAUACUGCAUCCCGCAUUUUCAAAGAAAAUAUUUUCCGUUCACCCCCGCUGGUCUUUUACUGCCAUUAAUACACUGUUCUUGGUGCAAAUACUUCAGCCUCUUUAUUCAAAGUAUGUUUUAUGUUUUUGCCAAAUAUGAUCUCUAAUUGAAAGUUUAUUUUUUGUUUUGGAUGAAUCUGCGGAGUUUACAUUGUAAGAAGAAAGGGGGAACAAGACACAAUGAAAGAAAAGUCCAAAAAUGCUGCCCGGACUAGGAGGGAGAAGGAAAACAGUGAAUUUUAUGAACUGGCUAAAUUACUGCCUUUGCCUUCGGCUAUCACCUCGCAGCUGGACAAAGCAUCCAUAAUCAGACUCACGACCAGCUAUCUCAAAAUGAGAGUCGUGUUCCCAGAAGGGCUUGGCGAGGCGUGGGGCCACUCGAGUCGGACCAGCCCCCUGGACAACGUUGGCCGAGAACUGGGCUCCCAUCUGCUCCAGACCUUGGAUGGCUUCAUCUUCGUGGUAGCCCCAGAUGGGAAGAUCAUGUACAUCUCAGAGACAGCCUCAGUCCACUUGGGUCUUUCUCAGGUAGAGCUGACCGGAAACAGCAUUUAUGAAUACAUUCACCCGGCAGACCACGACGAGAUGACGGCGGUGCUCACCGCCCAUCAGCCCUACCACUCUCACUUCGUGCAGGAGUAUGAGAUCGAGCGCUCCUUCUUCCUGAGAAUGAAGUGCGUCUUGGCCAAGCGUAACGCCGGCCUCACCUGUGGCGGCUACAAGGUCAUCCACUGCAGCGGCUACUUGAAGAUCCGCCAGUACAGCCUGGACAUGUCCCCCUUCGAUGGCUGCUACCAAAACGUGGGCCUGGUGGCCGUGGGCCACUCGCUGCCUCCCAGCGCCGUCACGGAGAUCAAGCUACACAGCAAUAUGUUUAUGUUUCGCGCCAGCCUGGACAUGAAGCUCAUCUUUCUGGACUCCAGGGUGGCGGAGCUGACGGGGUACGAACCUCAGGACCUGAUUGAGAAGACCCUGUACCACCAUGUGCACGGCUGCGACACCUUCCACCUGCGCUGCGCGCACCAUUUGCUGCUGGUGAAGGGACAGGUGACCACCAAGUACUACAGGUUCCUGGCGAAACACGGAGGCUGGGUAUGGGUGCAGAGCUACGCGACCAUCGUGCACAACAGCCGCUCCUCCAGGCCACACUGUAUCGUCAGCGUCAACUAUGUCCUCACAGACACAGAAUACAAAGGGCUGCAGCUCUCCCUGGAUCAGAUCUCAGUCUCCAAACCAGCCUUCUCCUAUACCAGCAGCUCCACCCCAACCAUGACUGACAACAGAAAGGGGGCCAAAUCCCGGCUCUCCAGCUCAAAGUCAAAAUCCAGGACUUCCCCAUACCCUCAGUAUUCGGGAUUUCACACGGAAAGAUCGGAAUCUGAUCAUGACAGCCAGUGGGGCGGAAGUCCCUUGACCGACACGGCCUCUCCGCAGCUUCUGGACCCCGCCGACAGGCCUGGCUCCCAGCACGAUGCAUCGUGCGCCUACAGACAGUUCUCGGACCGCAGCUCUCUCUGCUAUGGCUUUGCGCUUGACCAUUCCAGGCUGGUGGAAGAGAGGCAUUUCCAUACCCAGGCCUGUGAAGGAGGCCUGUGUGAGGCAGGCAGGUACUUCCUGGGAACGCCGCAGGCCGGGAGGGAGCCCUGGUGGGGCUCUCGCGCAGCCUUGCCCCUGACCAAGGCCUCCCCGGAAAGCAGAGAAGCCUAUGAAAACAGCAUGCCUCACAUCGCUUCAGUCCACAGGAUCCAUGGGCGAGGUCAUUGGGAUGAAGAUAGUGUGGUCAGUUCUCCAGACCCUGGGUCGGCCAGUGAAUCAGGUGACCGAUAUCGUACUGAGCAGUAUCAAAGUAGCCCACAUGAACCCAGCAAAAUUGAAACUCUUAUAAGAGCCACCCAGCAAAUGAUUAAAGAAGAAGAGAACAGAUUACAGCUAAGGAAAGCCCCCUCAGACCAACUGGCUUCCAUUAAUGGGGCAGGGAAAAAACACUCCCUCUGUUUUGCAAACUACCAACAGCCCCCACCAACAGGUGAAGUCUGCCACAGCUCUGCUCUUGCCAACACUUCACCCUGUGACCACAUCCAGCAGAGAGAGGGAAAAAUGUUGAGCCCCCAUGAAAAUGACUAUGACAACAGUCCCACCACACUAUCACGGAUAAGUAGUCCCAAUUCGGAUCGCAUUUCAAAAUCCAGUUUGAUCCUAGCUAAAGACUAUCUGCAUUCGGAUAUAUCUCCUCAUCAGACAGCAGGAGACCACCCUACUGUCUCUCCAAACUGCUUUGGCUCUCACCGGCAGUAUUUUGAUAAGCAUGCUUACACAUUAACUGGAUACGCCCUGGAGCACUUAUAUGACAGCGAAACCAUUAGAAACUAUUCCUUGGGCUGUAAUGGCUCACACUUUGAUGUAACUUCCCAUCUAAGGAUGCAACCAGACCCAGCACAAGGACACAAGGGAACAUCUGUUAUAAUAACCAAUGGAAGCUGAUGUUUUGCUGAAAUAUUUUGUUCUUUAAGGAUCUUUGAAACGUAUUUAUAGUUUAAUACCCCAUUACCAGCAUUUACUAUGCCACAGAGUGUUAGAGAGGGUAACUUAAGUUACUGGGUAUUUGAUACGUGUUCCUAUAAAAUCAAAGAAAACAUAGCACUAGCAUUCAGGGUUAUACACAGAAAAUGAAGCUAAAUUGAAUACACAAAUUUCCCCUCUAAUUAUAUGGGAACCAGAAGAGAUAAAUUUUGAACAGAAAAAUAUUCAUGUAGAUCAAGUGUGCAUAUAUACCACGUGAGAGGACUGAUGAAUGACAACAUUGCAUUGUGACUAUCCAGUGAUCCUCAUACACACAAACUAUUACUUACAAACUGCGGUAUACAUUUUACAUAUGGAAAUACAGGCUAUGUAAUGUAAAUACAUAAAAAAUGGGUAAUUUUCUUGGACUCUAUCACACUAAACUUCUUUUUUUUUUUUUUUCUUUUGAGAGGGAGUCUCGCUCUGUCGCCCAGGCUGGAGCGCAGU